Molecule: messenger RNA, 372 nt
Organism: Knipowitschia caucasica
Lineage: Eukaryota; Metazoa; Chordata; Actinopteri; Gobiiformes; Gobiidae
Source: the annotation of a GenBank genome assembly
AUGAGAACGUGGUGGGGGGGGGGGUCAUGGCGCAGACGCUUGGCAGGGCGUAGGGGGGGGAGCGGGCGGCGGGAGGGGGGGGGAGAAUCCGUCCCGAAUGGGCACGCUGAGGGGGGGGGGGGUGAGGAGUAUAACCCGGGCAGGCGGUGGGGGGGGGGCGAGGGCGCCGUUUGGUUAGCUUCGGGUGGAUCGGGAUGGGUCGAGGUAGGAGAGAGCUGUGCAGGGGGGGGACCGGAAGGGGCUCCAGAGGCGGUCGUGGUGGGCGGGUGCGUGGGGGGUACGGGGUUUACGGCAGGAAAAGGCACAGGGGGCACGCCCGGGCGAGGGUGGGGGGGCCACGGGUGGGCUCGAAGACAUCGGGCCAGGGAAUGA